Messenger RNA from Lutzomyia longipalpis, 1493 nucleotides. RefSeq names its product vacuolar protein sorting-associated protein 72 homolog (gene YL-1). The record is from RefSeq and is a predicted model, not a curated record. Gene Ontology annotation, molecular function: ATP-dependent H2AZ histone chaperone activity. The coding region runs from base 320 to 1441 and encodes 373 amino acids. Gene Ontology annotation, biological process: regulation of DNA-templated transcription; chromatin remodeling. Lineage: Eukaryota; Metazoa; Arthropoda; Insecta; Diptera; Psychodidae. The transcript has 2 exons. Gene Ontology annotation, cellular component: nucleus.
GUCAUUUGGCGAUUUUUGGGUGGAAUUGUCUGAUAAAAAUAUUUCCCAAUCAAUUUUCCAGAAAAUUCACCUCUCGCAGUAGAAAAUAAUAAUAAAUAAAGUGAUUUUGAUUGAGAGGAUCGAAUAAAACUGAACAAAAACAAAUUCUCUCUUCUCUUUUCUUCUUACCACGGUGAAGUUGCAACAACAAUCUUCCCCAAUUCAACCCAAGAAUAUUUCGUAAACACUUCACGGUGGUACAAUCAAAACAAACUUCCCUCAAAUUGUGUUUUUCUUGGAUUUUCUUUGAUUUUUGUGCGGAAAUACGCGGUGAAAUAGAAUGGCAGCAACGAGAGAACGUCGAUGCAAUGCUGGGAAUCGAAUAGCUCGUCUUCUGGACGAUGAGGAGGAGGAUGAUUUCUACAAAACAUCCUACGGUGGAUUCCAGGAGGCAGAAGAUGACAAAGAUUACGAACAAAAAGACGAGGAGGAUGAUGUUGUGGAUUCGGAUUUUAGUAUUGAUGAGAAUGACGAACCGGUGUCGGAUCAGGAGGAAGAACGCGUGACACGGAAGCGUCGGGGUGUGGUCACGAAGGCAUACAAGGAGCCCGUGAAGAAGCAACCGGUAGCAAAAGACAAAAAGGCAGCAUCCGCCAAGCCUGUGCAGAAGAAAGCCGCCAAGCCAAAAGGUGUGGAGAAGCGACAUCCGAAAUUCACAGUAAUCGAUUCCGGGAGGAAAUCCUUCAGGAGAUCCACAGCACUCAAAUCUGCCGCCACACAGCAUCGACUGAAGCAAUUGAAUGAGGCGAAGAAGCACAAGAAGGUUGUUGUGAAGACGGAAGAGUGGAUUCCGACGCAGGAAGAGCUCCUGGAGGAAGCUCUCGAGACGGAGAAGGAAAACCUCAAAUCGUUGGAAAAGUACCAAAAGAUGGAGCUUGAGAAGAAGAAAACACGCCCAACGAAGAGAGCCUUCACAGGACCCAUAAUUCGCUACCAAUCCGUCUCCAUGCCACUCAUUGAGGAGCUCUCAAUUGAUCUCACCCCCGUGAAGGCGGAAGAGGAGCCCGGAGAGACGGAUGUGACGAUGAAGUUCAAGUCAAAGCGCAAAACGGCAAAUUCCCGGGCUGCUGCCAAGACGGGGCCAAGAGUUGAGAGGACAUUCAUAACAUUUGAGAAUGAUAUUGAUAACAAAGUGUUCGAAAAGUACUUUCCGGGUACGAAGAAGAAGCCCCACAGGAGUCGCAUUUGCCCCAUAACCCACCUCCCGGCGCGAUACUUUGACCCCGUGACUAAGCUGCCCUACCGGAAUUUGUCGGCGUUCAAAAUCAUCCGAGAGGGCUACUACCGGCAGCUGGAGGAGAAGGGGAACCCCGAAAAUCCCGAAAUUGCCAAAUGGCUGCAGUGGCGGAAGCAGGUCAAGGAGCAAAAGCAGAAAAAUAAUAAAACACAAAAGAGCAGUUGAAUUGAACUGCAUAAAAAUCAUAAUUUUAAAUAAAAAAUAAAGCAUGUCGGAA